Molecule: messenger RNA, 1232 nt
Organism: Chelmon rostratus (copperband butterflyfish)
Lineage: Eukaryota; Metazoa; Chordata; Actinopteri; Chaetodontiformes; Chaetodontidae
Gene: emp3a
Product: epithelial membrane protein 3a
Exons: 5
Coding region: 133-630 (165 amino acids)
Cellular component (GO): plasma membrane
Source: RefSeq, a predicted model, not a curated record
UUUUGGAGCUAAAACGUCUGUGCGGACAGAGAGAGCGCAGAGGGAGGAUAGCAGCAACUGGGGGGAAAAAAAUCAAAGAAAACCACUGAACUGACUCAAAAGGCACUGAAGCUGAAGGGACACAAGACAGCCAUGGUCCUCUUGCUCAUAUCAAUAACCGUCCUGCAUCUGGUCACCUUGGCCAUGCUCCUCAUCGCCACCCUGGAGAAGUCCUGGUGGGUAUGGACUGACUCAGAAAUCACAGACCUCUGGUAUAACUGCUUCCAUGAUAAUGCCACAGACACCUGGUUGUGUGCUACUGCCAGUGAAAGCGACUGGCUGCAGUCUGUCCAGGCCCUCAUGGUCCUCUCUGUGGUCUUCUCCUCCAUCUCCUUCCUGGUUUUUCUGGGUCAGCUGCUCACUAUGUCCAAAGGAGGACUCUUCUACUUCACAGGCCUCUGUCAGGCCUUUGCAGGUUUCACAGCCUUUGCCGCUUGCCUCAUCUUCAGCUUCCACAGAAAGGAGAUCUUAAAUGACUCCAGAGAUCUGAGCAAAGGACGCUUCGGCUACUGUUUCAUCCUGGCGUGGCUGUGUGUCCCUCUCCUCCUGAUCAGUGCUGUCCUAUAUGUCCACCUGCGCAAGAAGCAGUGAGGUCGAAAAACCUCUUUUUAAGCAAGCGUGAUGCUCCUUGCUCACUUACACCAUUCCCCAGCUGACAGCAAGCAGAAGAAAUUGGAUGACUGAGAACGAAAGACCUCUUGAUCUGUUUUCUUUCUGACUCAAGAUCCGCCCAACUGUGCUACACGAUAUGUAGACAGUUGCGUCAUCACGGUGGCGUCUCUGUCUGUGAGACACAAUAGUUGGGCUUCCUUCCAAAUGUAUCACAAAUCUUAACAGAACUUCAAGAUAAAUCAGCAAGACAACAUGCGAAUAAAAGUUUGUUUCCAUCCACUGCCUUUAUGCGACUGUUUUCACUCAAGUCCAGAUAAAGAAAGACAUUAAAACUCUUGAUCUAAGAUACAAAACUCGUGUGAAUGUGCUGCAUGAAGGAUUGUGACAUCCUAACAUUUGGUAAUGAAUGCUUAACUUGUUGUCUUUAAUGUAUUAUUGUGAUCAUGGUGGGACAAUACAGAGCUCAAAUGACUUUAUUGUAUUUUUUACACGUCUGUGGUCACUUAUUAAAAAAGCAAGCUCUCUGCAAGCAUUGUUAUGCAUCCCUUUAUUUAAAGAGCUAAGUCUGUGUAAGGCCUGUU